AUGGCAGACUCAGAGUAUGACAAGUCUUUCGGUGGACAGGCUGUCCUGUCACCCAACAUCGACCCGCCGCAUCACAACAUGACUGCUUCCAAGUACAUCAGAACGCGCAUCAGCUCUUUGAAGCCGCCCAUGACCAAGACUCCAAAUCCAUUCCGCCUCAUCGCGUCUGUCACCCGCAUCCAAUGGGCCUUUUUUUCCGUUGCCUUUAUUGCAUGGACCUGGGACGCUUUCGACUUCUUCACCGUCUCGCUUACUGUCAGCGACCUGGCAGAAACCUUCAACAAGACCAAAACUGACAUCACAUGGGGCAUUACUUUGGUGCUGAUGUUCCGGUCCAUUGGCUCCAUCGCCUUUGGUAUCGCUGCCGACCGCUACGGCCGUAAAUGGCCCUUUGUUUUCAACAACGUCCUGUUCAUCGCCCUCGAGCUCGGCACCGGCUUCUGCCAGACCUAUCGCCAAUUUCUCGCAUGUCGCGCCCUCUUCGGCAUCGCCAUGGGCGGUUUGUACGGUAACGCUGCCGCAACCGCUCUCGAAGACCUCCCUGAGGACACCCGUGGCAUCAUGAGUGGCAUCCUCCAGCAAGGCUAUGCCUUUGGCUACCUUCUGGCCACGCUCUUUGCCCGUGCUCUCGUCAACACCACCCCUCACGGCUGGCGUCCACUCUACUGGUUUGGUGCCUGUCCGCCCGUGCUGAUCAUCAUCUUUCGUCUGAUGCUGCCCGAGACGGCCACCUUCCAGGAGCGCGAGGCCGUGCGCAAGAGCGCCGAGGAACACGGCGACGGCAGCGUCACCAAGACCUUUUACCGCGAGGGCAAGGUUGCGCUGCGCCGCCACUGGAUGAUGCUCACCUACCUCGUCCUCCUCAUGGCCGGCUUCAACUUCAUGUCGCACGGCUCGCAGGACAUCUACCCCACGAUGCUGACGAACCAGUACAACUUCUCGGCCAAUGCCGUCACCAUCACUCAGGUCGUCGCCAAUCUGGGCGCCAUGACCGGUGGCACCCUCGUUGGCUAUGCUAGUCAGAUCUUUGGCCGUCGUCUUAGCAUCAUCGUCAUGUGCAUUUUCGGCGGCGCUCUGCUGUAUCCCUACACCUUCGUCUCGAACGAGCGGAUCAUCGCGGUCGCCUUCUUCGAGCAGUUCUGCGUGCAGGGUGCCUGGGGUGUCAUCCCCAUUCACCUCAUGGAGCUGAGUCCGGGAGCGUUCCGUACCUUUGUUGUUGGCACGGCCUACCAGCUGGGCAACCUCGUCUCCUCGGCCUCGUCCACUAUCGAGUCCACCAUUGGCGAGCGCUUCCCGCUGCCGCCCAAGGGCAAGGUCAGCCGCUACGAGUACGGCAAGGUCAUCUGCAUCUUCCUCGGCUGCGUGUAUGUCUAUGUCAUCGUCUUGACCCUGAUCGGUCCCGAGCAUCUGAGGCGGAGCUUUGAUGCCGAGCAUGACCAGGAUCUGCGUGCUGUUGCCGGCGACGAAACUGUCGUUGAGGCGAUACACCGGCGCGAGCGCAUGGGAAUGGGCCUGAGCGAAGACGACCUGGAGGAUGCCGCGGCCGUGCGGGAGGCCGAGAAUCGCGAGAAAAUCGUCGUGGGACACAUAGCGUGA
Molecule: messenger RNA, 1596 nt
Organism: Grosmannia clavigera kw1407
Lineage: Eukaryota; Fungi; Ascomycota; Sordariomycetes; Ophiostomatales; Ophiostomataceae
Product: sugar transporter family protein
Exons: 3
Coding region: 1-1596 (531 amino acids)
Biological process (GO): plasma membrane lactate transport
Cellular component (GO): plasma membrane
Molecular function (GO): secondary active monocarboxylate transmembrane transporter activity
Source: RefSeq, a predicted model, not a curated record